AUGAAGGUCAUCCAAUGGUCACAUCUAGCAGACAAAUGGCCUCAUUUGAAGCACAUUGAUUUUCCAGACACCGGUUUGAGACCUAUCGUGGAUUUGCUGAUUGGUAUUGACUACCUUGACAUGCACUAUUCUUACGAAGAAGUCAGGGGACAAGAAGGAGAGCCCAUUGCCAGACGAACGCCAUUGGGGUGGACAUGCGUAGGAUGUCCAGAAGGCAAGAAGAUCCCUGAUACCCAUUUCAGCAAGACGACUUUGUUUACUACAAGCAGAUCUGAUGUCGAUGAAAUCAACUCAACAAUGAAGAAGUUUUGGGAUAUCGACUCAGCUGGAACGUUCACCCAGACAACAGUGGUGAGUCCUGAUGAGAAGGCUGCAUUGGAAAAAGCUGAGAAUUCUUUCAGGUUCAUUGAUGGUCGAUAUGAAGUUGGAGUACCAUGGAAAGAAGAUAGUUAUAGAAUGGUGAACAAUCACAAAAUGGCAAUGAAAAGACUUCAGAACACCGAGAAACGUUUGCUCAAGAACCCAGAUGUGAUGAAGGCAUACGAUGAAGUCAUUGAUCAAUAUUUGGACAAAGGAUACAUACGAAAGGUUCCAGUCUCUGAGAAGCAACCUGACAGCAAGUGGUAUCUUCCUCAUUUUGCUAUAUUGAAACCCAACAAAGCGACCACCAAGAUCAGAAUCGUCUUUGAUGCUUCAGCAAAGUAUGAAGGGACAUCCUUGAAUGACAUGAUACAUUCAGGCCCGAAGCUGCAACGAGAAUUGUUUGAUGUUUUGCUACGCUUUAGAUGUCAUCCCGUCGCUGUUGUCUGUGACAUUGCUGAGAUGUAUUUGAGGAUUCAGAUUCCAGAAGCUGACCGUGUGUAUCAUCGAUUUCUUUGGAGAAGAUGUGACCAGGACAGAGAUCCAGAGGAGUAUGAAUUCAGCCGAGUGGUGUUUGGUAUAACAAGUUCACCGUUUCAAGCACAGUUUGUGAUUCAAAAGCAUGCUCAGUUGUACAGAUCAGAAUAUCCGAUGGCUUCAGAAACUGCACUCAAGUCAACCUACAUGGAUGACAGCAUUGAUUCAGUACAAGAUGACGAAAAGGGAAUCCAACUGUAUCAUCAGCUUGCAGCUCUAUGGAACAAGGCAGGCAUGCAUGCAAGAAAGUGGCUCUCUAAUUCUCCAGAAGUUCUCUCUGUAAUCCCAGUAGAAGACAGAGCAUCUGAAAUUGAUUUGGACAAUGGAGAGCUUCCAACUGUAAAGACCCUUGGAAUACUUUGGCGAGCAAAGGAGGAUAUUUUCAGUUUUCACUCAAGCCCACCUGAAGAAAAUCAAAUCAUCACAAAGAGAUCGUUUCUGAGAACCAUUGCAUCAUUGUUUGACCCUCUUGGUUUCUUGGCACCAUUCAUCGUUAGAGCAAAAGUGGUAAUGCAGGAAAUCUGGCGACAAGGCUUCGAUUGGGAUGAUGAGCUCGAUGGCGAAGUCAAGUCAAAGAUUCAGAGUUGGUACAGUGAACUUCACGAGUUGUCAAAUCUUUCAGUGCCAAGAUGUCUUCACACUGGCAAGCAUAAAGAUGUUCAAUCAAUGCAAUUACACGUUUUCAGUGAUGCAUCAGAAGAAGCUUAUGGAGCUGUUAUUUAUGCAAGGUAUGUCUACGUUGAUCAUGCAGCUACUACUAAUAUUGUCGCAGCAAAGUCACGUGUUGCACCACUGGCAGCUAUGAGCAUUCCAAGGAUGGAACUAAUGGGAGCAGUCACAGGACUUCGAUUGGCGGUAUCGGUAGCGAAUGCAAUGCAAGUGUCAGUGAAGCAAGUCAAAUUCUGGUGCGACAGCAUGAACACACUUUGGUGGAUCAGAGGACAUAGCAGAUGUUUCAAGCCAUUUGUUGCAAAUCGUGUUGGUGAGAUUCAAAACAUGACAAACCCUGAGCAAUGGAGAUAUGUUCCCACGAAGGAUAAUCCUGCUGAUCACUUGACAAGAGAGAUGGUAGCAUCUGCGUUGGCAAACAGUGAGCAAUGGUGGAAAGGACCAGAAUUCUUGGAAAUGGCUGAGGAUGAAUGGCCUAAUAAUCAAUUUGAGAUGUCAAUGGAAGCAGUAUCGGAGCAGAAGAAGUCUGGUCGUUCAAAGAUGAAGUCCGUAACAGAAAAUCAUGAAGAGAAACAAUCAUUGUUUGCUGAUGCAGUUAGCAAAAAGAAAUCUACGACUGGUGAACAAGUGGAACCAAGUAAACUGAUGAAAGCGGGUAAGGAGAAUUCUUGGUAUUUGGAUCCUUCUCAUUUUUCAAGCUGGCUUCGACUUACAAGACUUGUAGCAUGGGUUUGCCGUUUCUUGGACAACUGUCGAACAGCAAAAAAAGAAAGAAUUAAUGGAGAAUUGACAUAUGAAGAGAUCAAAGAUGCAGAAAUUCAUAUCAUUCGAGACGUGCAGCAAAAUGCAUUUGCAACCGAAUACCAGCAACUGUUGAAAGGAAAGCAAAUGAAGAGUGACAGCAAAUUGAUUGUGUUACAGCCACGAAUCGAUGAAGAUGGACUUCUACGGUGUAAUGGAAGAUUGAGGUAUGCUGACUUCCUGCCAUACGAUGCAAAAUAUCCUAUUAUUCUACCAAGGAAGAACUGGGUUACAAAGCUGAUCGUGAAAUUCUAUCAUGAAAAGGAUCAUCAUGCAGGUGGCACAAAUCAGACAUUGGCAGCUAUUUCGAGUCGUUUUUGGAUAAUUUCAGCAAGAGAAGAGAUAAGAGAAUGGGAAAACGAAUGCAACUGGUGCAAAAGACGAAAGGCGAGGGCAUGCAGUCAGAUCAUGGCACCCCUACCAAGCAUUAGAUUGGCAAUGUCAUUGCGAGCCUUUGAAAGAGUAGCUGUAGAUUAUGGAGGACCAUUCAUCACCAUGAAAGGGAGAGGUAAGCGAAGAGAAAAACGAUAUCUUUGUCUUUUCACAUGCCUAGCUACCAGAGCAGUACACUUGGAAAUGGCAUUUGCCCUGGAUACUGAUUCAUUCUUGAAUGCCUUUUAUCGAAUGGUGAGUCGUCGUGGGAAGCCUGAAGAAGUUGUUUCUGACAAUGGUGGCAAUUUCGUAGCAGCUGACAAGGAGCUACAGGAGCUCGUUAAAAGAUUGGACCAGAAUCGAAUCAUCCAGAGUGCUGCAAAUCGUGGUAUCAAAUGGCAUUUCAAUCCUCCUUUGUCACCACAUUUUGGAGGAGCUCAUGAAAUUAUGAUCAAGGCAGCAAAACGUGCGUUGAAAGGAAUCCUGACAGAUGCAAAUGUGUCCGAUGAAGAGUUGAUGACUGCCAUCACAGGAGCAGAAUCGUUGCUGAAUUCAAGACCGCUGACAUACCAGACAGCAAAUGUGGAUGAUGAUGUACCUUUGACCCCGAAUCACUUUCUCCAUGGCCAAAUGGGAGGCAGAUUUGCACCAGAAACGGUAGACCAGACAACGUUCAGUCCAAGGAAACGAUGGCGACGUGUUCAAGAACUGGUGAAGCACUUCUGGCAACGUUGGUUGAAAGAAUGGCUACCAGGACUAAAUCCAACGACAAAAUGGCACAAAGAGAAGAAAAAUUUGAAGGUAGGGGAUAUUGUUAUUGUUAUAUCGCCUGAUAGCCCCAGAGCUCAUUGGCCCCUUGCAAAAGUCACCCAAGUAUUUCCUGGAAAAGAUGGAAAAGUGAGAGUGGCACAAGUACAACUGGGAAAAAAGCUAUUGCAGAGACCAGUGACAAAAUUAUGCCUUUUGGAGCAUUGUUGA
Messenger RNA from Rhopilema esculentum, 3717 nucleotides. Lineage: Eukaryota; Metazoa; Cnidaria; Scyphozoa; Rhizostomeae; Rhizostomatidae. The record is from RefSeq and is a predicted model, not a curated record.